AAUUUUCUUUACAGCUUCCACAGGUGGAGAGCAUUUUUGGAGUAUGCUUUAUUCACAUGUAUAUUUGUGAUUUUACUCAGUUUUUUUCAAAAUAAACUUACUCAUCUACCAUGGAUAAACCAAAAGUCGGCUUCUGGCCUCAUCGCUCCUUUUUGUUUUUCUUUACAGACGGGGCGUAUCGACAAAGCCUAUCCCACAGUGUGCGGUCACACUGGCCCAGUGUUGGACAUUGACUGGUGCCCCCACAAUGAUCAUGUCAUCGCAAGUGGCUCUGAGGACUGCUCAGUGAUGGUGUGGCAAAUUCCUGAGAAUGGCCUCGUCAGUCCCAUGUCUGAGCCUGCUGUGGUACUGGAGGGACACUCCAAGCGAGUUGGCAUAGUCACGUGGCACCCUACAGCACGCAAUGUUCUGCUGAGUGCAGGGUGUGACAACGUGAUCAUGAUCUGGAACGUGGGGACGGGCCAGGCCAUGAUCACCCUGGAUGAAACUAUGCAUCCUGAUGUCAUUUACAACGUUUGCUGGAACCGCAACGGAAGCCUCAUCUGCACUUCCUGCAAAGACAAGUCUGUCCGUGUUAUUGACCCACGCAAGGAGGAGAUAAUUGUCGAGAAGGAAAAGGCACACGAUGGUGCUCGCCCCAUGAGGGCCAUUUUCUUGGCUGAUGGAAAAGUGCUCACCACCGGUUUCAGUCGCAUGAGUGAGAGACAGCUCGCCCUCUGGGACACGAAAAACAUGGAAGAGGCCAUAGCUGUCAAUGAGCUGGACACCAGCAAUGGCGUGCUUCUGCCCUUUUAUGACCCAGACACCAGCGUUGUUUACCUUUGUGGCAAGGGUGACUGCAGCAUCCGCUACUUUGAAAUCACAGACGAGUCUCCGUACAUUCACUACCUGAGCACCUUUGUUAGCAAGGAGUCUCAGAGGGGCAUGGGCUGCAUGCCAAAGAGGGGCCUUGAUGUCAACAAGUGUGAAAUAGCCAGGUACUACAAAUUGCUUGAAAGGAAGUGUGAGCCUAUUGUCAUGACUGUACCUCGAAAGUCUGACCUGUUCCAAGACGACCUGUACCCUGACACGGCCGGGCCCGACCCAGCCCUGGAGGCUGAGGAGUGGUUCGACGGCAAGAACGGAGACCCCAUCACAAUGUCCCUCAAAAACGGCUACGUCCCACUCAAGAACCGCGAGUUCAAAGUUGUCAAAAAGAAUGCUCUGGAUGCCAAGGUGGCAAAGAAUGUCGAGAACUCAAGCCCAAUUGCCACAAAUACAUCGAAUAAAUCCGAAGCCAAGCUGGAAGAGAUCUUGAAAGAAAUGAAAUCUCUCAAGGACCUGAUCAGCAGUCAGGAGAAGCGACUGGUCAAAAUCGAAGAGCAAAUGUCCAAAAUUGCUAUUUAGGGACCCUUCGCCCGACCUGCUACGAUUCACCACGUUCCAUUGGCUGGGAGUACCGCGGGACCAGUCACUGCCUAUCUCAAUGACAGUGUUUCGUCGAAGGCCUGCCUAGCAUUGAUCCCUAGCAACAUUCCAGAUUAACUUUUCUUAGUUAGCCCCCAACCUGAUACAUAACACAGUUGGAAUAAGAAGGGCGUGGCAACUUUAGCAGAAAUGUUCCUUUUUUGGUGACCAAGGACUUUUUCCCUUUUAUUUCAUGGCAGUUUUUUUUAUUUUCUUGACUUGUAUGAAAUGUCUUACACAAUCUAUUCCCCAAAACAUUUCUUGGGGGGGGGGGGUUAAUUUUCCAAUGUGAGCAUUCCCUAUGUAUUUUUAAAGUAGUGUCUCUUGGCCGUAUUCCAAGAUUGUAAUGUGGGCAAACUGGACUCUUUGUUCUUAUCUUCACUCCGAUGACAUUUUCUUGCUGUUUGAGGCUGCACAAAUCUUCUGUUACUUUCCCUUUUUUCCCUGUCAUUCUCUUUAAUGCUAUGUGCUCGUGCAUUCCUCGACGUGCACUGUGUGCUUGUAAGGAAAGUGAAAGUAAAAAAAAAUGUUUGCGGCCCACAAAAAAAAAAAACGUUCAGGCGAAAUUCGCUACACAACUAGUAGUCAGGCAUAACGGGGUUACGUUGCCGUUUCUAGACAAUUUUCAACUAUCUGUUCUGUGUACAAGAUAAUCAGAUCGACACUCAAUAGAUCUAAAAAUACGAUUAUGUGCCUCAUGUUUUUGGCCUUUUUGGUGUCUUGUCACUGUGGAUGUUCCGUCUUUGCUUCAUGGGGGUGGGUUAUAUGAAUAUUUUGGGUUUUGCUUCAAUGGUCUUUUUUUUUUUAAAACCCUAUCUCUUGUUCCAGCUGUGCUUAUGUCCCUCUUCGCACUUCCACCUCUAAAUACCCAUCCAGUACAAUUAUCGACACGGGAACCAUAAGAUUUCCCCUUUGUGAGCUUAUAAAAGCCAAACAUGGGAAGCUGAGACGGGUUAAAAUGUCAAUUGCCUUCCAUGUUUAUUAUGACCGCUGAAAAGCCCUGAAAGUGCCAUAAGCGUGAUAAUGAAAGUGUUGUGUGCGUGAGUAUAGUUCUAGUCGUGUAGUAAAAGAAAGAUUUCAAACUACUAUGGGAGAAAAAACGUGCAAAUUCAUCAGAAUUGUUUUCUUUUACCUAAACAUGUCCGACAUGGACCAUUUCAAUAAGCCAAAACAUCCUGAUUAAAAACAAGCAGCAGUAUUGAUCUUAGAAACAAGCCAUUUAUAAACCAAGAAGACGAAAAUAUUGGAAAAGUAGUGACUAGAAAUCCAAAGGGACGCUGUAGGUUGGAAAGACAAGAUGUGUGUAAUUAAGGUCUCAAAGAGUUACAUCGCUGUACAUACCAUGACCCUUUUUUUUUUUCUUUAUUCCUUUGUGGCUGUGCCGAAGAGGGUGUGCGUAAACGGGGCGGGGUUUUAAAUGUGUACCCUUUUUGUCCGUGUUCCCCGCGCCUCGCCAUAUUGCGACUGCAUAACCCUCUUGUUAUAUCGGGGUGCGUGUAUUAAAAUCAAAGUAAAUCAAAGCGAAAGCAAAACCAGGUCGAAGCCUCGCGGAGCGGUGUGCUCAGCAUUUUUUUUUGUUCAUUCUUGCUUCAAGUAUCAAACAUUGAUUAUAAAAAAAAUAAAGACUUUUUAAAAUGGG
Molecule: messenger RNA, 3085 nt
Organism: Nerophis lumbriciformis (worm pipefish)
Lineage: Eukaryota; Metazoa; Chordata; Actinopteri; Syngnathiformes; Syngnathidae
Source: RefSeq, a predicted model, not a curated record